AUGGUUUCCGGUCUUCUCCUAGUCGCUGUUCUUGCCGGCGUAGCUGCCGCUGCAUGUCCUCUCGCGGUUAAUAUCGCCAGCGCUACUGAUCAUGUUACGGAAGUGACAGUUACCAACACUGGCAGUGAGGCUUUGACCGUGUUCAAGGGAAACACAGUUUUCAGUGAGCAUGCCACCAAGGAUCUUGUGGUUGCCGAUGCAGAUGGCAAAAUACUUCCAUUCGAAGGAAUUUAUGUCAACUACAAGAAAACUGGGCUUACUUCUGAUAUGUUUCAGACAAUUGCACCAGGAGAGAAGAUUACAACUUCGGUCAAUGCUGCAAAGACAUACAAUCUUGACGGUGUUGCGACCGCUCAAGUCUCUGCACUCCAGGGUUUCAAAUAUGUCACCGGAACUGCUGCUCCAUCGGCAUUGAAAGAUACUUCCUUUUGCGAGAGCUCAAGUUCAACUGUCGCUAUAACUCCAGAUCAGAGCAAAGUCAAGAGAGAUCACAUCUAUUCUGGUCGUGAUAGCACCGGUGUAUCUUCGCGCAUCCAAAAGCGUGCUGUAACCUACAGUUCAUGUUCUACAUCCCAAACCAGCUCCCUGAAGACCAGUGUAUCCGACGCUAUUUCCCUGGCAACAAUCUCCUACACCGCAGCAGCUACCGGCGCCUACUACUUCACCACCUGGUUCAAAUCUACCGCCGAAGAAACCCCUGUACGCAACAUUUACAACAAAGUCAAAGGCGUGCAAACCACCUCCCCAAAGAUCUCCUGCACAGACAUCUACAGUGACUGCACUGACGGGACCGCCCUUCUCUACACUGUACCAAGCGCCAACACGAUUGUUCCGUGCCCAAAUAACGGAUACUGGGAUUUUCCAGAGUAUGCUACUACUUGCGCUGAUGAUGAUUAUGACAAGGCUGGAAGUAUCUUGCAUGAAAUGACCCAUUUGUAUGGUACUACGGAUUGGGCAUAUGGACCUACUGCUGCGAAGGCAUUGACUGCUGCGAAGGCGGCGCAGAAUGCGGAUACUUAUGAGAUGUAUGCUGGGAGUGUUAGACUUGGUGGGUGUAAUUAG
Glarea lozoyensis ATCC 20868 is the source of this 1062-nucleotide messenger RNA. Its product is annotated as Metalloproteases (zincins), catalytic. Gene Ontology annotation, molecular function: metalloendopeptidase activity. Gene Ontology annotation, biological process: proteolysis. The record is from RefSeq and is a predicted model, not a curated record. The coding region runs from base 1 to 1062 and encodes 353 amino acids. The transcript has 3 exons. Lineage: Eukaryota; Fungi; Ascomycota; Leotiomycetes; Helotiales; Helotiaceae.